CCACUAUGUCUCCCCUGGGGUUGCUGGGCAAUCGUGUCACGGCAUUUUCGAGACCUACCCCAAAUUCACCGAGGACUUCUUCCUCAAGUCGCGAUCGCUUGUGGAGAAAUACCACCCUAUAGAAAUGGACCCGAACAUGGCACGUGAAGAGAAGCACGAGCAUAUGGACUUUUGGUGGGCGGAAUCGGAAAAGCUGAUAUGUGAUCAGGAGGUCUACAAGCACGGUGUAGAAGAUGUUGUGGAUUUUUCACGUCGAACUGGCAAAUUCGCCCUUCGAGCAAUGGCGCCAGAAAUGCUGCGAUUGGCGCAUGCAGACGGAAUUCCGGUGACGAUCCUCAGUGCUGGGAUCGGGAACAUCAUCGAAUACGUUCUGAA
Molecule: messenger RNA, 375 nt
Organism: Perkinsus marinus ATCC 50983
Lineage: Eukaryota; Perkinsozoa; Perkinsida; Perkinsidae
Exons: 3
Cellular component (GO): cytoplasm
Molecular function (GO): 5'-nucleotidase activity; magnesium ion binding
Source: RefSeq, a predicted model, not a curated record